CGCAAACUUGUUGCUAAUCCGUAGUCCACCAAAGGCAAGCCAGCAUUGCACCGCACCGCACCGCAUUGCUGCAGAGCCAUCCUCACACAUCACCGCUUCGUCGGGCCAGCAGUGCGAACAUGUUGCGACAAUUCAGUGCACGCCUUCCCGGCCGGGUUCGGGCUUCGGGCUCCCGCCUCUUGGCGCAGUCUCCCAGGUGGUCCCUGUCGAGCCGGAGGUCGAUGGCUUCAGUUGGCAAGGAUCCCACUGAACUAGACCAACUCACCACUCUCCCCAACGGCCUCCGUGUCGCAUCCGAAGCCCUCCCCGGCUCCUUCUCCGGCGUGGGAGUCUAUGUCGAGGGCGGUUCCCGCUUCGAAAACGAAGCCCUCCGCGGCGUCUCCCACAUCAUGGACCGCCUCGCCUUCAAGUCCACCGCCAACCACUCCGCCGACGACAUGCUCGAACGGGUCGAGGCCCUCGGCGGCAACAUCCAGUGCGCCAGCUCCCGCGAGUCCAUGAUGUACCAGGCCGCCACCUUCAACAACGCCGUGCCCCAGACAGUCGAGCUGCUCGCCGAGACGAUCCGCGAGCCCCAGAUGACCGACGACGAGGUUGCCGAGCAGAUCGAGACAGCCCGCUACGAGAUCCGCGAGAUCUGGAGCAAGCCCGAGCUCAUCCUGCCGGAGCUCGUCCACACAGCCGCCUACAAGGACAACACACUGGGGAACCCGUUGCUGUGCCCAGAGGACCGGUUGGGCAGCAUCAACCGCCACAGCGUCCAGAUGUACCGCGACUUGUUCUACCGCCCGGAGCGUAUGGUGGUGGCUUUUGCCGGUGUUGAGCACAGCGAGGCCGUCCGGUUGACGGAGAAGUUCUUUGGUGACAUGCAGAACGCUCCCUCAGUAUCACAGACGGGCUCCGAGACGAGUGAGAGCGAGCUGUCCGAUAGCGAGGCCAGCACGUCCCCUCUCUCUUCAUCACCCUCCUCCUCUUCAUCUCCCAACCUGCUCUCCAAGAUUCCCUUCUUCAAGAACAUCUCCACCUCGGCCGCCAAGAACGCUGCCGUCCUCAACACUCCCCCCUCUCAGCUCGACAUCCAGCGACCCGCACACUACACCGGCGGCUUCCUCUCUCUGCCGGCGCAGCCUCCUGCGCUCAACGGCCUCCCUACCUUCACUCACAUCCACGUUGCCUUUGAGGGCCUACCCGUCUCUUCCGAGGACAUCUACGCCCUCGCAACCCUUCAGACGCUGCUCGGCGGUGGCGGCUCCUUCUCCGCCGGCGGACCCGGCAAGGGCAUGUACUCACGUCUAUACACCAACGUCCUCAACCAGUACGGCUGGGUAGAGUCUUGCGUUGCCUUUAACCACUCCUACACUGAUUCGGGUCUCUUCGGCAUCUCGGCAUCUUGCCUCCCCGGUCGUACCUCCGCCAUGAUUGACGUUAUCUGCCAGGAGUUGCGAUCUCUCACCCUCGAGACUGGCUUCUCACGUCUACAGAGCGUUGAGGUUGGCCGUGCCAAGGCCCAGCUACGUUCUAGCCUGCUGAUGAACCUCGAGAGCCGCAUGGUUGAGCUCGAGGAUCUUGGCCGCUCCAUCCAGGUCCACGGCCGCAAGAUCCCCGUCCACGACAUGUGCAAGAAGAUCGAGGCUGUGUCCAUCGACGACCUGCGCCGCGUGGCCAAGAUGGUCCUCACUGGCCAGACGAACAACGCUGGAAAGGGCAGCGGUGCGCCUACCGUCGUGCUGCAGGAGGCCCAGGCAUAUGGCGUGAGCAACCAUACCAUGACUUGGGAUCAGAUCCAGGACAGAAUCGAGAGCUGGAAGCUUGGUAGCCGUUAGACAGCUCGACGCGGCUCUAUCUAUCUGCGCCAAGUGUUGUCAACAACCGAUAGCUCCAUGGCGCAGCAACGGUCGACCGUGUAGGGGGAACGACUUAAUCCUAAUAGCGGGAUAUAGAAACGCCGCGAGGCACCCACCACCGCCGUCAUGAAAAGGAGGAUGAUGUAUUAUAUAGUUCUUGUACGCAUAUAACGGACGGAAUGAAUCAACGGUCGUGAUGUGGCAAGGGGGGCACAGCGCAAGCGGAUGGGUUGGUACUCAACACUCACCUAUAUGAAGGAACUGUCAUGUAAAAUAACACGAGUGAAUGUUUCUCUACUAGACCAAAAGAAUUUGUACACCAAGCGAUGC
Molecule: messenger RNA, 2174 nt
Organism: Ilyonectria robusta
Lineage: Eukaryota; Fungi; Ascomycota; Sordariomycetes; Hypocreales; Nectriaceae
Product: peptidase M16 inactive domain-containing protein
Exons: 2
Coding region: 120-1823 (567 amino acids)
Cellular component (GO): mitochondrion
Molecular function (GO): metalloendopeptidase activity; metal ion binding
Source: RefSeq, a predicted model, not a curated record